AUGGGGAAUAAACAGACCAUCUUUACAGCACAGCAGUUAGAUGCCUAUCAGGAUUGCACAUAUUUUACAAGAAAAGAAAUUCUCAGACUGUUCGACCGCUAUCGGGAUUUGGCACCGCAGCUCGUUCCCCUUGACUACACCAGCCAGCCAGAUGUGAAGUUACCAUAUGAGCUGAUUGGCAGCAUGCCAGAGCUGAAGGACAACCCAUUUCGUCAGAGGAUUGCUGAGGUUUUCUCCGAGGACGGAGAGGGAAACAUGACACUGGACGACUUCUUGGACAUGUUCUCAGUCCUGAGUGAGAUGGCUCCGCGUGACCUCAAGGCCUACUACGCUUUCAAAAUCUACGAUUUCAACAAUGAUGACUUCAUCUGUAAGUCAGACCUGGAGAAGACAGUGAACAAACUGACCCGUAACGAGCUGACGGAGGACGAGGUGAGGAUGGUGUGUGAGAAGGUGAUAGAUGAGGCUGACCUGGACAACGACGGACGUCUGUCCCUGGAGGACUUCCAGCACAUGAUUGUCCGAGCUCCAGACUUCCUCAGCACCUUCCACAUAAGGAUAUAA
Sebastes umbrosus (honeycomb rockfish) is the source of this 564-nucleotide messenger RNA. It is a transcript of the gene cib3, whose product is annotated as calcium and integrin binding family member 3. The transcript is spliced from 6 exons. The record is from RefSeq and is a predicted model, not a curated record. Lineage: Eukaryota; Metazoa; Chordata; Actinopteri; Perciformes; Sebastidae. Bases 1 to 564 code for a protein of 187 amino acids. Gene Ontology annotation, molecular function: calcium ion binding.